Mycotypha africana is the source of this 1907-nucleotide messenger RNA. Its product is annotated as general substrate transporter. The record is from RefSeq and is a predicted model, not a curated record. Gene Ontology annotation, biological process: transmembrane transport; carbohydrate transport. The transcript is spliced from 3 exons. Lineage: Eukaryota; Fungi; Mucoromycota; Mucoromycetes; Mucorales; Mycotyphaceae. The coding region runs from base 91 to 1629 and encodes 512 amino acids. Gene Ontology annotation, cellular component: membrane. Gene Ontology annotation, molecular function: carbohydrate:proton symporter activity.
UUUCUUCUUUUUUUUUUUUUUUGUACUUUCAUCAUAUCUCUAAGCACUCACACAAUUUACUCUUUAAUUGAUCGAUAAUAAACUAAACGAAUGGCAUAUAGUUUUCAACUCUACGUAGUCUGCGCUUUUGCGGCCAUUGGUGGUUUCUGUUUCGGUUAUGAUUCUGGUGUUAUUUCUGGCGUUUUGACUAUGCCAUCUUUUAUUGCUAAAAUGACCAAUGGUGGUGAUCAUUUAGCAGCCAUUCAAACUUCAGUCAUUACCGGUUUGUUGUUGGCUGGUUGUUUUGUUGGCUCUCUUUUUGCUGCUCCUCUUUGUGAAAUGCUUUCUCGUAAAUAUACCAUCAUUCUUGCCUCAGGUGUAUUCAUCCUCGGUGCCGCUAUUCAAACAGGCACUAACGGUUACGGUAUGAUGCUUGGUGGUCGUUUCGUAGCUGGUCUCGGUGUUGGUUCACUAUCCAUGGCUUGCCCACUUUAUCUAUCAGAACUUGCUCCCAAGGAAAUUCGUGGCCGUCUUAUCUCUCUUCAACAACUUAUGAUUACUAUCGGUCUCAUGAUUGCUUUCUGGUGUGGCGCAGGCACCAAUCUUCACAUGACCAAUGAAGCCGCAUGGCGUAUUCCUUUGGGCAUUCAAAUUAUUCCUGCCGCUAUCCUUUUCUGCGGUAUUCCCUUCCUCCCCUUUUCACCUCGUUGGUUGAUCAGCAAGGGCAGAAAGGAAGAGGCCUUGGCUGUUCUCGCUCGUCUUAACGCUAAUGGUGACAAGACUAACCCUAAAGUCGUCGCCGAAUACGAAGAAAUUGUUGCUCAAGUUGAACAUGAGCGUGCUGUUUCCGUAAACAGCUACGUCGAGCUUUUCAAGGGUACCAUUCUCAGAAGAAUUAUUUUGGGUAUCUGUAUUCAAAUUUUUCAACAAUUCACCGGUAUCAACUCGAUUAUGUACUACGCUCCUACCAUUUUCCAACAAGCUGGUAUCCAACAACAAUCUGCCUCUUUGAUUGCUUCUGGUGUCAAUGGUGUCCUCAACGUACUCGCUACCAUCCCUGCCAUCCUCUUCUUGGAUCGUCUUGGUCGUCGUUUCGUUUUGAUUUCGGGUGCUACUUUCAUGGGCUGUGCUAUGCUUUUGGCUGGUAUUGUCAUGGCAGCUACCGGUCGCGUCUACUACGAUGCUGUCAAGGAUGAAAUGGCUGUUGAUAUGUCCGGUAAUACACACGCUUCUUACUUCUGCAUCGUUAUGAUCUACUUCUUCGUCGCAGGUUUUGCUUAUUCUUGGGGUCCUGUAGGUUGGGUUUAUCCAGCCGAAAUCUUCCCUCUCUCCGUGCGUGCCAAGGGUACAUCUCUUACUACUGCUGCUAACUGGCUUAUGAACUUUAUCAUUUCUCUCUUUGUUCCUGUCAUGCUUACCACCAUUACCUGGGGUACCUACAUCUUCUUUGGCUGCUGCUGUAUUGUCAUGUCUGUCUGCGUCUUCUUAUUCUACCCUGAAACAAAGGGUCGCUCUCUUGAAGAAAUGGAUCUUGUCUUCUCCGGUAAUAUCAUCGUUUACAAGGAUGCAAAGGAAGCUGCUCGUAGAUUCAGAGACGCUCAGCAAGCUGAAAAGGCCGAACAUGCUGAAGAAGCCAAGGAAGCAGUUUAAUAACGCGGCAGCUGAAUGGAAAUGGACCUUUGACGUUGGAACCGGCUUUCCCUUAUCACUGUUCCAUAUCCCAUUUAUUUACUAUCACCAUAUCCUAAUUUUGUAUUCUAUUUAAUUUUCUCUUUUACCCAUGUAUUACCAGCACAUUAGUUACUUUUACAAACUACAUUUAAUACUUUUUUUUUUUCGGUCAAUUUUACCUAAUUAAUAAAUAUUCUUCAACCAUCGUUUAUAAUAUCACCCAUCGACUUGGAUAUGUUCUGAUCGUUACAAUGAAU